Molecule: messenger RNA, 3533 nt
Organism: Onychostruthus taczanowskii (white-rumped snowfinch)
Lineage: Eukaryota; Metazoa; Chordata; Aves; Passeriformes; Passeridae
Gene: ARL13A
Product: ADP ribosylation factor like GTPase 13A
Exons: 10
Coding region: 1115-2188 (357 amino acids)
Biological process (GO): receptor localization to non-motile cilium; non-motile cilium assembly
Cellular component (GO): ciliary membrane; non-motile cilium
Molecular function (GO): GTPase activity; GTP binding
Source: RefSeq, a predicted model, not a curated record
GAAGGACCUGGGGCUGGGGAGAAGGGCCUGGGGCCGUGCCCAUCCUGGGCUUGCACCCCUGGGGCCAGGGCUGUGUCUCAGCACUCGUGGCUGGUGCUCAGCUGGUCGAGGUGGUGCUGCUGGUGCUGGGUGGUUUAGCACGGACUGAUGUGAGGCAGCAGGCUCCCUGUUUGCUCCUGGGCAUGGCUUUUGGAGGAUCUUUGUCCCUCUGGACUCCACUUCCCCCACCCAGAGCUCCUGCAGCUCAGACAUCCCUGUGUGACCUCACACACAUCAGUGGCAGCAAGCCAGGGAGGGCAGCUCUGGCUGGGAAAAGAAGCAGGAAACCUGAGAAGCAAGAUAAGAGCUUCAGAGCUGAAGAUCGAGGAGCUGGUGCUUUUUUCCUCCACUCUGUGCCCUGUGGUCUGAGGGUCUCCACCACUUUCCUGCUCCCAGGCAGGCUCCUGCUGGGGCUGGUUGCUGUUUUCAGGAGCACAGGACCUGCUGCCACCCAGUGCCCUUGCUAGGGCACAAAACACAAGCAGGGAGCAGUGAUGUCCCCCAGCCCGGCUCAGGGGGACCCUGGCUGAGCAGCAGAGCCGUGCACACGUGGAGGGGAUGCUCCUUGCAGGGGCUGCAGAGAAACACCUCAGGGAUCAGGCAGGGGGAAGGCACAGAUGCUGCUCCUCAGAGGAGCCCCUAACUCAGCCCACAUGGCAGUGUCCCCAGCACAAGGCACGUCCAGCAGCGAUGGGGACAGGAGGCUGCACUGGGGUGCAGGGUCAGUGCCGUGCCACCCAGCGUGGCAGCACUCCCAGCACAGCCACUGGCCUGGCCCGACCCACCAGGAUUAGGGAGCCUGCAGGAGUAAGUAAUUGAAAUCCAGAUUAGGUUUAAGCAGCUGCUACGCAGAGGGCAUGUGAGCAGAGGCUGUGCAGGGGGUGAGCAGGCUCGGCUUGUGCACACCAGACAGAAGGCAGCGGUGCUGUGCUGUGGGACAGGGCACCUGGGAUGAGAUGGUCCCUGCCGUGAAGAGACAGCCCAGGCAGGAGGAUGAGGCACAGGGACACUGUGCUGGGCUGCUCGCUUCGUAGCUGCUGGAGAGAGGCCACCCCUCUGCACAGGGCUGCAGACCAUGUUCCACCUCUUCUCCCACUGCUGGUCCUGGCUGCAGGCCAUUCAGGAGCCCACCAGGAAAGUGACCCUCCUUGUCAUGGGGCUGGACAACGCAGGGAAAACCUCCGUGAUCGCGGACAUGGAGAGAGCGCUGGCCGCGGAGGUGCUGCCCGCUGCGCAGCCGGGCCAGAGCCGCCUGCGGGUGGACAGCUUCGAGGUGACGCUGCUGGAGCUGCCCGGGGGACCGCGCUCCCGCGGCGCCGGGCGCGGCCACUACAGCCAGGCGCACGGGCUGCUCUUCGUCCUGGACUCCGGUGACCUGGCACGGAUGGAGGAGGCCCGCAAGCUCCUGAGCCGCGUCCUGAGCCACCCUGACGCCUCCGGGAAGCCGCUCUUGCUGCUGGCCAACAAGCAAGACGCGGCGGCGGCGCUGCUGCCCUGCGAGCUGAUCGAGCGGCUGAGCCUGGAGCGGCUGGUCAACGAGAACCGCUCUCCGUGCCGCAUCGAGCCCUGUGUCGCCCGGCGGGUGCCCCCCGCGGGCCCGGCCCGCAGCACCGUGCAGGGGCUGCGCUGGCUGCUCCGCGCCGCCGCCGCCCCGGCCCCGCCGGACCCCGCCCCGAGGGCCGCCCGCAGGGACCGGCCGCCCCCCGGGGGAGAUGCUCGGGAGGGCGCGGGGAAGAACGGGGAGCCCCGGGCGCUGCGCCCCGUCUGCCGCCUCCUGCCCCUGGAGGAGAGCGCCAAGGGCCCCAGGAGGAGGAAGAGGAAGGUGAAGGUGAAGAAGAAGGGCUUGGGGCAGGCAAGCCCAGCCGAGGAGCCGGAGGGGCCGGGAGUAGGGGCUGCAGGGGGGCUGCUGCUCCCCAACAGGGUCGGGCAGGAGGAGCCCGUACCCAUCGGGAUGGCCACCCCCCUCCCAGCACAGGGUAUGAAAAAGAAAAAAAAGAAGAAAAUCAAGAAUAAAAUCAAGUCCCGGGAACCUUCUCUGGAGCAGCAGCGUGAGGAGGUCUCAAGCACCUUUGAUCUGUACCGCCGGGCGAUGCUGGCUCUGAAGAUGAGGCAGGAGCAGAGGAAGCAGCCAUCGGCCAUCGCCCCCUGAGAACGGCGCUGCGGUCCCGGAGCAGCCAGGCUGCAGUGGCGGCGGGCCCCUCGCUCCUGCAGAGCUGCCGGUGCUUGGCCAGGGCUGGCAGAGCUGGGAAACGGAUCCUGGGGCAUAAACAGCAUCUUUGUGCCCUGCGUGGCUGGAAAACCAGGGAUCCACAGGGGCGAGCCAAAAGUCCCUUUGUAAGACGCCUCUCUGGCAGCCGGGCUGCAAACCCGAGUGAAAAGGGAACGGGCGGCCCCUUGCCGCCCCCUGUUAGUAUUCCGUGGAAGACUCCGUGUAAACCCGGAUGAGUCUGUGGGGGAGAGGAAGAUCGAGCAAACAGCAGGGGGAAAGCUGGUCUCUUGAAUUGAGCUGUGCCCGCGGAAAGCUGUCUUCGCAGGUCAGCGCUGACCUGGCCCGGCACUCCCUGCUGCUGCCUGGAACGGCCUCGUUCCCUGCUGGUGAAGGAGGGAGGGCAGCCCCAGGGGGUCUGCAGAGGAGCUCCACAUCUGCCAGGGCUGUCAGGACCCGCUUCACACACCGCAGGAAGGUGAUGCCCGUGUUUGUGCAGCCCAUCAGUGAACAUUUCAGUUCAAAGGCAGCUGGUGGCAGAGGCUCCAUCCACAGGAGCGUUCCUCCUGACCCUGCCAUCCUUCCAGGAGGGUCACUGUCGCUGGCAGCCUGGGCCCCUCUGCCCCAGGUGGUCCCUGCUGUGAGACGGGAGGAGCAGCAGCACAGCAAUCCGAGCUCAGCCUGUGUCACACCGUGUGUGCCAGGGCAGCAGCAGCACUCCUGUGUCACACUGUGUGUGCCAGGGCCACUCCUGUGUCACACCGUGUGUGCCAGGGCCACUCCUGUGUCACACCGUGUGUGCCAGGACAGCAGCAGCACUGCUGUGUCACACCGUGUGCCAGGGCCACUCCUGUGUCACACCGUGUGCCAGGGCAGCAGCACACCCAUCCCAGCCCAUCCUGUGUGUCACACCGUGUGUGCCAGAGCCGUGCCAGCGGGCUCUGGGGGUGCCUGGCUGGCCAAGCUGCCCCCAGCCUGGGAACACUUCAGCUGAAGUCCGGGAGCUUUCCUCGUGUCGCCUGCAGAGAGCAGCGCUGGAGCCCGCGGUGUGCGUUGGUCACCUCUGCUCCCGUGUCACUGAUUAACUCUGCUCCCUGGCACUGCCUCUGCGGCCCGGGGAAGGCAAAUCGGGGGUGCCCUUCCCUUGGCAGGGCUGGAAGGGAAAACAAGAGGAACUGGCUGCUCUGCCUUGCCAGCCUGCCACAAAGCUCUGUCUAACUCUGCUGUAUUCAGCUGCUGGGGACUACAAGGAUUAUUUGUAAAUAAACUGGAAAUAACAGCAGCAGAA